Sardina pilchardus (European sardine) is the source of this 677-nucleotide messenger RNA. Its product is annotated as macrophage-expressed gene 1 protein-like. The coding region runs from base 75 to 677 and encodes 200 amino acids. The record is from RefSeq and is a predicted model, not a curated record. The transcript has 3 exons. Gene Ontology annotation, biological process: defense response to bacterium. NCBI's taxonomy places the organism in Eukaryota, Metazoa, Chordata, Actinopteri, Clupeiformes, Clupeidae.
AGAAGUACUAGUGUUAUAGUAAUCUGGUACUUAAGAAGCUCACAACUUGAGUUUAAUGCCCCACGCUAACAGAGAUGGACCCAACACUGCUCUGUCUAAUGUUCUUUGUUGUGGUCCAUCACAGUUCUGUUUGUGCCAAACCACAUCCUAGCAAUGGAUUACAGGAAUGCCGCAAGAACCUCAGCCUUCUGGCUCUGGAGGUCUUACCUGGUGGGGGCUGGGACAAUCUUCGGAACAAGGAUAUGGGUCGAGUCAUGAACUUCAGUUACUCCCAGUGCCAGACCACCGAAGAUGGUGUAUAUCUUAUUCCAGACGAGGUGUUUGUCAUCCCGCAGAAGACAACAGCUGUGGAGAGAAGCUCAGAUGUUUUUGAACACUGGCUAAAUCACACCAGCUCAACCUCACAAACCGUCAAAGCUGAUACUUCUUUCUUGCCGGUGCUCAGUGGAAAAUUCUCCUCUGACAGUCAGCAAACCAAAACCUAUCAAGUGCGGGACAAUUCUGUCUCAUCUCGUGUGCAGGUGAGAAACCAUAUAUAUACGGUGGACAACUAUCCUGACUUCACCCUGGACUCGCGCUUUAUAGAGCAAGUGAAAGAAAUAGCAGACGCACUGUUAAAGAACAACACUCGUCAUGAACUUCAGUUACUCCCAGUGCCAGACCACCGAAGAUGGUAA